Pyrgilauda ruficollis (rufous-necked snowfinch) is the source of this 1515-nucleotide messenger RNA. RefSeq names its product acid sensing ion channel subunit family member 5 (gene ASIC5). The transcript has 10 exons. Bases 1 to 1515 code for a protein of 504 amino acids. The record is from RefSeq and is a predicted model, not a curated record. Gene Ontology annotation, molecular function: ligand-gated sodium channel activity. Gene Ontology annotation, biological process: sodium ion transmembrane transport. NCBI's taxonomy places the organism in Eukaryota, Metazoa, Chordata, Aves, Passeriformes, Passeridae. Gene Ontology annotation, cellular component: membrane.
AUGGAACAGCUCAGGAGAUUCAUUCAAUUGGAUGCCAAAGGAAUACUGGGAAAGAUACGAUUGUGUUUAAUAAAGAAACUGCUGCCAGAUUUGGAAGACAGAAGGAAAUAUCACGAGGAGUUUGCCUCAUCCACUUCAUUUCAUGGCGUGCAUAACAUUGUCCACAGGCAGAGCAAGGUUCGCAGGGCACUGUGGCUGCUGAUAGUCGCAGGCUGCCUUGCCAUUGUUGUCUGGCAGAUCUGCAGUCGCCUCAUCUACUACUUCAGCUGGCCAACCACAACUACAGUGGUGGUUCAGUACGUGGAAAAAGUCAAAUUCCCCGCUGUGACCUUCUGCAACUUGAACAGGUUUCAAGCUCAUGCUGUGAGCAACCUGAAAGUAAUUUUUUUAAUUUGGAACAUUGUAUCUGCAAUUCUCCAAAAAUUUGCUAUGGAAGACAAAUAUUCCCAGGAGUUAAAUGAUUUCCUUCUUGGGAACCAGAACUUCAGCAUCAAAGACUUUACAAGGAAAAAUGGUUUUUAUCUGAACAGCAGCACAUUGCUAGAAUGUGAUUUUUUUGGAAAGCCAUGUUACCCACAGGAUUUUGAACAUGUUUUCACUGAAUAUGGAAACUGCUUUACUUUUAAUCACAAUGAUCUUUCAGCAAGAAGAGUGAGUUUGUCUGGAAGAGGCUUACAUUUGCUUUUUGAUGUCCAGCAGGACAAAUUCACUGACGAACCUACUCUUGGUUAUACUGAUGCUGGAAUAACUUUCGUUAUCCAUUCACCCCAAGAGCUUCCACGCUUUGAUGGUUUAGGUUUACUGACACCAGUGGGGACGCAUGCACAGGUUGCCAUCCGCCAGCUGAAGUCAAUUAUCCAAGAAUACCCAUGGGGAGAGUGCAAGCCUGAUAUGAAGCUUCAGUACCACAAGAUUUAUAGCACUAAUGGAUGUUUGUUGGAAUGCAAAGCCCGGUACAUACAGGACUGGUGUGGCUGUUUGCCAUUCAUUCUUCCAGGAAAUGGAACAGAAUGUGACUUGCUGAAGUUUUACAAAUGUGUUUAUCCUGCAGUCUAUGAUAUAGAGAUAAAAGGAUUAUGUACAGUAGGAACACACAAUUCCACUUGCCCUGUCCCAUGUGAAGAAACAGAUUAUCCUACCACUGUCACCUACUCAAACUUUGGAGGAGAAAAAGCCAUAAAAUAUUUUUCUACAAAACUGAAGAAAAGCUCAGAAUACAUCAGGCAAAACCUGGUGCGUAUUGAGAUUAAAUAUCACGAUCUGAGCUACAAAAUAACACAGCAGCAGAAGGCUUUGACUAUCUCUGAGUUACUUGCCGAUGUAGGUGGCCAGCUUGGAUUGUUUUGUGGUGCCAGUAUGAUUACAAUCAUAGAACUGCUAGAGUAUAUUUUUACUAACUUCUGUUGGAUGUGCAUCUUUCUUCUUUUGAAAGCUCCUGAAAUGCCUCAAUGGAACAAUCCAUCCCAGAACCAACCAACACAUAAGGGAGAAAAGAGGGGAAUACAAGAAUGCUAA